This is a messenger RNA of Ictalurus punctatus (channel catfish), 6732 nucleotides long. It is a transcript of the gene fgf18b, whose product is annotated as fibroblast growth factor 18b. Gene Ontology annotation, molecular function: growth factor activity; type 1 fibroblast growth factor receptor binding; type 2 fibroblast growth factor receptor binding. The record is from RefSeq and is a predicted model, not a curated record. Gene Ontology annotation, cellular component: cytoplasm. NCBI's taxonomy places the organism in Eukaryota, Metazoa, Chordata, Actinopteri, Siluriformes, Ictaluridae. The transcript has 5 exons. Gene Ontology annotation, biological process: cell differentiation; fibroblast growth factor receptor signaling pathway; regulation of cell migration. Bases 2943 to 3584 code for a protein of 213 amino acids.
GUCUAACAGCUCUUAGUGUCUAACAGUAUCUGAUUAUCUCAGAGUGUCUAACAGCUCUCAGUGUCUAACAGAAUCUGAUUAUCUCAGAAUGUCUAACAGCUCUCAGUGUCUAACAGUACCUGAUUAUCUCAAAGUGUCUAACAGCUCUCAAUGUCUAACAGAAUCUGAUUAUCUCAGAAUGUCUAACAGCUCUCAGUGUCUAACAGUAUCUGAGUAUCUGAGAGUGUCUAACAGCUCUCAAUGUCUAACAGAAUCUGAUUAUCUCAGAAUGUCUAACAGCUCUCAGUGUCUAACAGUAUCUGAUUAUCUCAGAGUGUCUAACGGCUCUCAGUGUCUAACAGUAUCUGAUUAUCUCAGAGUGUCUAACGGCUCUCAGUGUCUAACAGUAUCUGAGUAUCUCAGAGUGUCUAACAGCUCUCAGUGUCUAACAGUAUCUGAGUAUCUCAGAGAGUCUAACGGUGUUUCAAAGCUCUCACUGUGUCUAACAGUAUCUCACAGUGUCUCAAAGCUGUCCGUGUGUGACAGUAACUCAGAGUGUCUAACAGUGUCUCACAGCUCUCAUAGCUCGCUCACUAUCUCACAAUGUUUUACAUUGUCUCACACUGUCUCACAGCUCUCUCAGUGUCGCACACUGUCUCACAGUCUCUCACAGCUCUCUCAAUGUCUUACAGUUGUCUUAGUGUUUCACAGUGUCUCACAGCUUUUGCAUUGUCUCACAUCAUCUCACAGUGUCUCAUAGCUUUUGCAGUGUCUCACAUCAUCUCACAGUGUCUCACAGUGUCUCAUAGUGGCUCACGGUAUCUCACAGCUCUCUCAAUGUCUCACAGUUGUCUUAGUUUCUCCCAGUGUCUCAAAGUGUCUGACAGCUUUCUCCUCCCCUCGAUAUAUCUUUUCACAGCACCUUGUCUUUAGAGUAUUACAUUUGUGCAGGAAUGUUAUGACUCUGUAACUGUGCAGUUAUCUCGAGUCUGCUUCACUGAAAUACCACAGAGAUUAGAGUUUGUCUCUGGAUCCUAUAGAAUGUUUAUGUUGCAGUGAGGUCCAGGGGACGAUCCACAAUACAAUACGACCAGAGAGGAAAUGUGACAUGGCGCAUUUAGGCCUUUCAGUGCUGGCAAGCAAGAUGGAGCUCCAUUAAUGUGCACCUCUCUCUCUCUCUCUUUCUCUCUCUCUCUCUCCCUCUUUCUCUCUCUCUCUCUCUCUCUCUCUCUCACACACACACACACACACACACACACUGCUCUGGAUGUGGGGUACAAGGGAAGGUUACACUGCCUGUCUGCGGUUCUGCAGAAUUCAGAGAAGGCCGAAACGACAGCGUUGCCAAAGUCCCAGACAAAUGUUCAUUUUGGAAUUGCUCUUUGCUUACAUACCUCCCUCAUACUCUCUUUCCUAUUUUGCCAUUAUUUUAAUAGAGUUUCACCUUUCUCACUCCCUCACUGCGAAAAACUGCUUUCAAGAUGUGUUUAAAAAGAGAAAGAAAGUAACUCAUACAGAUAAUCACGCUUAAUCUCUGUCUCUGUUAGCCUUAAUCUCAUGCACAAAAACACCGUCCUAAUGGGCCUUCUUACUACAGUUUCUUUCCUUCUUCCUUUCUUCCUUUCUUUCUUGUAGCAGGCAUUGUCUUGAUUUGUUCUUUCUUUCUUUUUCUUUCUUUCUUUCUUUCUUGAAGCAGGCAUUGUCUUGAUUCUUUCUUUCGUUUUUGAAGCAGGAAUUGUCUUGAUUCUUUCUUUCUUUCUUUCUUUCUUUUGAAAUUCAUAUUCUUUCUUUCUUUCUUGAAGCAGGCAUUGUCUUUAUUCGUUCUUUCUUUCUUUUUCUUUUUCUUUCUUUCAAGCUUUCUUUCUUUCUUUAAGCAGGCAUUGUCUUGAUUCUUUCUUUCGUUUUUGAAGCAGGAAUUGUCUUGAUUCUCUCUUUCUUUCUUUCUUUCUUUUGAAAUUCAUAUUCUUUCUUUCUUUCUUGAAGCAGGCAUUGUCUUUAUUCGUUCUUUCUUUCUUUUUCUUUUUCUUUCUUUCAAGCUUUCUUUCUUUCUUUAAGCAGGCAUUGUCUUGAUUCUUUUUUCUUUCUUUCUUUCUUUCUUUCUUUCUUUCUUUCUUUCUUUCUUUCUUUCUUUCUUUCUUUCAUGGAGCAGGUAUUGUCUUGAUUAUUUUUUUUGUUUGUUUCUUUCUUUUUCUUUCUUUCUAACUUUCUAGCUUUCUUUCUUCAAGCAGACGUUGUCUUGAUUCUUUUUUCUUUAUUUAUUUCUUUCCUUUUUCUUUCUUUCUUUCUUUCAUGGAGCAAGCAUUGCCUUUUUUUUCUUUAUUUAUUUUUCUUUCUUUCUAACUUUCGUUCUUCAGGCAGGCAUUGUCUUGAUUCUUUUUUCUUUCUUUCUUUCUUUCUUUCUUUCUUUCUUUCAUGGAGCAGGUAUUUUCUUGAAUUUUUCAUUCUUUCUUUUUUUUCCUUUAUUUUUUAGGACACAGGGUGUCUUCUUUUCACUUGUCCUUGAUUCUUUCUGAGCAGUCAGUGUCUUGAUUUAUUUAUUUUUUUCUUUCGUUCUUUCUUGAAAUUGCUUUAAGUGUUUAAAAUGAAGAAGGAAAGUACCUCCUAGAGAAGAUCAUGUUUAAUCUCAGCCUCUGUUAGAACUGGGUUUCCUAGUAGAAUUUGUGUUGCUGCAGUCUGCUCCUCAGUGAUGAUACCGGUAUUCACGGUAUAUCGCAUCACCCUUGUCGGGGACACGCCCCGCCCCUCAUCCCUCAUCCGGCCGUGCGCGCGCCCCGCCCCUAGUCCUUCUCCUUCCAUCCACUGCAGGUUGUCAGGUUGGCAUCUCCCGCGUUCCUCCGCACAUAUCUAAACCCGCAGCUUGUUUUCGGUUCUCCAUGUCAUGAAGACGGACGCGCUACGAACCGGAUCGAUGCAACUGGAGGCUCCGUUUCUGGAAACGAUCAGCUUUUGGAGCGACCGCGGCGAUGCGCUCCGUCCUCCCUCCACUUCUCCUCGCAUGUGUUCAGAUUGCAUUGCUGCUGUGUAGCUUCCUGCAGGCGCUAGCGGUGGAUAAUGUUGAUUUCGGAGAGCACGUGGAGACUCAGACAGGCGCGAGAGACAGUCUCAGCAGGAAGCAUCACCGGGUGUACCAGCUGUACAGCAGGACCAGCGGAAAACACGUGCAGGUGCUGGGAAGGAAAAUCAUCGCCACUGGAGAAGAUGGGAAUAAAUAUGCCCAGCUCGUGGUGGAGGCCGACACCUUCGGGAGUCAGGUGCGAAUUCGGGGCAAAGAGACCAACUUCUACCUGUGCAUGAACCGUAGGGGGAAACUGGUGGGCAGGAAAGCCAACAGUGCAAAUGAUGAGUGUGUCUUCAUUGAGAUGGUUCUGGAGAACAACUACACCGCCUGGAUGUCAGCACGUUACGCUGGCUGGUACAUUGGCUUCACCAAAAAGGGUCGACCUCGCAGAGGGCCACAGACUCUCCCGAACCAGCAAGAGGUGCACUUCAUGAAACGCUUUCCGCCCGGCGAGCAGCCGAACCUGCAGCACAGCAGCUUCACCACCGUCAGCAAGAGGAACAGGAGGACGCAGGAGACCAGCGCUAGUCCUGAUACACAAUCAUAACAUGCAUCACACGCUUCUAUAAAAGAUGCUGACACAGAGGAUGCUUGGAUAGGAGUCACCCUUACCAAACCAGCCAGGUGUAGGUCACUUCACUUCCAGACGGAGGUCAAAAUCAGACCAAAUACAAAUGCUGUGUAAUCAAAGAUGGCUGGGCAUGAGUCCAGGAAAUGAACUCGGAGACACAUGACUCGUGACAAGGGCACACAGAGCACUGCAAGUCGAGAGAAAAGCCUCUCCAGCAUCCACUGCUUUUAGCGAGUCUCGAUAGACAGUGAGUUUCGCGGAUAUACAAAACUCUGUGGAGGGCUCGUGUGUACAUUAUUCCGAUCACAUACAGGACCUUCAUGGGUUAAAAUAAUCCCGCUUGAAAUGUUAACCAAUAGGACAAAUGCGUAGGCAUGUGAAAUAAAACAGACAGCCAAAUGUAGCUAAUAUAGUGAAUUAUGGAACAAGAAUCGUAGCGAAAAUUUGUGACGAGAUAAAAAUGUAGUUUAUCAGCAAUGUGUUGGAAUGAGCUCAUACAGACAUCCUGGAGUAUACACUCUUAGGGGAAAAAGAAAAAAAAAAAAACAUACAUCUAGCACCUUAAAGCAAGGGUUCUCCAGCAAUCAAAUAAUUUCUGCUCUGAGCAUAACCCUAUUACUAUUGAAAUUGUAUUGAAAUGUGUAUGAUAAUAUUUGGCCUAUUUAUUGCAUCCAUGCAGCAUUUUAUUUGCCGACAGGACGCAUUUGGUCCGACUUUCGAUUAGUGACUCAAAUAUACAGGAGACUAAUUAUUACAAUGGGUUGUGGUUUCCAGAAUUGUAACGAAGGACCCCUGGAUAAUGCUUCAGAAACCCCUGAGUGUCUCUGGAACAUACCUUGAGAACCCUACUUUAAGGGUUCUUCUGAGGGAACCCUUAAAUGUUCUAUGACAAACCCAAGGACACAAGGUUUUUCUUUAUACAAAGCUUCCAAGUCGAGCAAAUAACGAUCCAGAGAACCCUUGGAGAUCCUUUGGAGUGCACUUUGCAUUGUGACUAACAUUACGGUGCGGAAAUGAAUACGCUUAAACGUACAGAUGAAAAAAUACGUCAAGUUAUAACCUCUUUUAAACUCAGCUCCUCGUUUCUGGACCUUUUAAAAUAUCUGCAUUCUGGCAAAAUUGUUGAUGGAGUUUGUUGGUCUAUGGACCAUUGUUGGAAUGAUAUUGAAACAUUUUAGUCUCAUAAUGUAUUGCGCUAGUCCUGGACAUGGAGUUAAGUCAGAAUUUGGUGCAUGACUUGGACACACAUACUAUGACUUGAGUCUCAAUCUGGACUUGAGAUGAUAAGACUCUCCACGUGCUCAACUCUUCAACUUGUCUGUUGUUAGUAAUCAGAGCUUUAUCCACAUUUAAUCAGCUGCUUAUGGGCCCUGAGCCACCAGGGGGCCCCGUAAAAAUGCAGAGAGAAAAAAAAAAAAAAAAGUUAAAUGUUUUUCUAAUAUCUUUUGGUGGUAAAAGACAAUGGUUCAGGCUUUGGCAGGGGGCACCCUUGAAACUAGAGAGGUAUUAUUAUUUUUUGAGCCCAAAGGUUCAAAAACAACAUCUCUGUUAGUAAUUGUUUCUUCAGCAUUUAAAUAACGCUAGUCAAAGUAUGCUACCACAGCUGACUGCAAUUCAUUAAACAAACCCAGAGUUCUGCUGAAAAAUUAAAUCAUCAGUGGUGGCAACGUACCCCCGCCGUGACAACAUUUGUGAUUUGACAUUUACAUUCAGUCGUUUGCCAGAUGCUCUUCUCCGGGGAAAGUUACAAAACAGCCCGAAAGCACAGCAGUAUUCGAGAAUUAGAGACAAAUGCUGGGCUGUAAAGUGUUAGAGCGGUUUCUCUGAAGGUGGUGACAAAAAAUAAAAAAAUAAAAAGGUCAAAUCUGAAUCUGUAAAUAAUAAGAAGUAAUGCAACAACCAGUUCAAAGAAAGUACAGAUGAAAUAAUAAAGGAUUUGUCCUAGAUAAUGCCUUAAACUUCAACUCCUGUAGUAGCUUAUGGACUUGAACCUUGAGGAUAAGAUGGCUUACACUCGACUUGGACUCGUUCUCGUUGUCCAAACCUCAGAAUCAUUGACCUCCAAAUUAUCCACAUUUUUCCACUUUUUCUCUGUUCUCAGCUCCUAAAACAACCUGAACCAAGCAAGAAAGAGUAUUGUACUAUCAUGGAGGGAUUAUAUUGGGAAACCUAGCCCAUUUUUAAAGGCAUGUGGCCCUGACAUUAUGGAAAUAUUCACAGCUUCACAGAUUGUCCACAGAUUUAGAACUGCAGUGUGGUACCUAAGACUAACUCAGUAUACACUAACGGUCACUAGUAUUUUAUGAAUUCACCCUCACUGUUCAGUAGGUCUUAUUCCAACCUUGUGAAAUAACCGCAAGCGCAUAAAGGUGGACGAUAUGUUACAGGAACAUAAUUUUUUUUUUCCCCACAUAAAAAUGGGAACCAUUAGGUUUAAUCCAAUUUCUGUCAUUCUCGCUGGCUUGAAUGAAACUUCCAUUAACAAUGUUGACGCUUUUCAAUUAAUAUGCAAGCAAUAAAACACCGUCUGUCGUACUGCUUUUAGAAAAAUUAAAAAAAAAAAAAAAAAAGCUUGUCAUGUUACAAAGAAACCUCAAAGCAGAAACCAUUGCAAACGUUACAGCUUUAUCUCCGACUGUUACAAAGCACUGACACCGGAGACUCCUUCCAUAAAUCUUCAAUAAAUGUCUCCUCGCAGAAAUCCAGCUGUACUACUGUCAGAGCUUCUGUUAUUGCACCUUCUGACCAAUCAGAAUUCAGAAGCACUGUGGUGUAAAGCAAAAAUGGAAAACUUUGCAAUAUUUAAAGACUCUCAUAACAUCGAUUUUUGAACAGAAAGGUGUAUUUUGAUGUAAUUUAUAUCGCAGUAUCAUAUCAUAUCAUAUAAUAUCGCCCACCCUACCGCGGAGUAACCUUGCAUCUGUUUCACAUAUCUGAACGUGUACGAGUUAAUAAAACUGACACGGGUACCACCCUGGAUCUACGUGUUCAAUGUAUAGUAUAAAAGUCAAUGUACAGUUUUUUUUGUUUGUUUGUUUUGUUUUUUUUGUCCCAAUGUUACUGGGGCUAAAACUGAAAGAUGAAAUAUUUUGAUACAGGAUGCUAUUAAAAAAAUAUUUAUUUU